Colletotrichum graminicola M1.001 is the source of this 870-nucleotide messenger RNA. RefSeq lists its product as uncharacterized. The transcript has a single exon. NCBI's taxonomy places the organism in Eukaryota, Fungi, Ascomycota, Sordariomycetes, Glomerellales, Glomerellaceae. Bases 1 to 870 code for a protein of 289 amino acids. The record is from RefSeq and is a predicted model, not a curated record.
AUGCAUUUCAACGCUCUCCUCGCCGCCGCCCUGACCGGCUCCGUCUCGGGCCUAGCCCUCCGCCAGGCCAUCCCGGUCUGGGAGACGCUGCCGGCGACCCCGGACCUCCCGAGCCCCAUCUCCACGGCCAGGACGCCGAUAAACGGCAUUGAGAUGUGGUUCCAAAAGUACAACGAAGAGGCCGGCGGCGUGCCCAUCGUCAUGGACCACGGCGGCCUGGGCUACUCGGCCUACUUCGGCUCCGUCAUCACGCGCCUCGUCAACGCCGGCCACUACGUCAUCGCCGUCGACCGCCGCGGCCACGGCCGCUCGACGUACAACGCGGACGACGUCUUCACCUACGACCAGAUGGCCGCCGAUGUCACGGCGCUGCUCGCCGGCGCGGGCGUGACGCGGUACAACGUCGUCGGGUGGUCCGACGGCGGCAUCGUCACCCUCGCGACGCUCCUGGACCCAACCGCCGCCGGGACCAUCAACAAGGCCUUCCUCUUCGGCGCCACGGCCAACCCGGAGCAGACCAACACGAGCUUCAGCCAGACGGCCAUCUUCUCCGAGUUCGUGUCGCGCUGCGCCGCCGAGUAUGCCGUCCUGCAGCCGACGGCCAACUUCACCGACUUCGGCACAAAGGUCGCCACCAUGGAGGCCACCCUGCCGCAGUUCACCGACGCCCAGCUCGGUACCAUCGACGGCUCAAAGGUCAUGAUCGCCGACGGCGACCGCGAGGAGGCUGUCAACCUCGACGUCCCGGGCCUCCUGAACAAGGCCAUCCCUGGCAGCAGCCUCACCAUCCUUACGGGCGUCAGCCACUUCGCGCCCCUGCAGGACCCCGACCAGUUCACCAAGGCCGUGACGGACUUUUUCAACGCGUGA